Messenger RNA from Cucurbitaria berberidis CBS 394.84, 4030 nucleotides. RefSeq lists its product as uncharacterized. NCBI's taxonomy places the organism in Eukaryota, Fungi, Ascomycota, Dothideomycetes, Pleosporales, Cucurbitariaceae. The record is from RefSeq and is a predicted model, not a curated record. The transcript has 3 exons. The coding region runs from base 180 to 3701 and encodes 1173 amino acids.
CUCCAACACCGCUGCGACACCCCGACCAGAGCACUCCCCGCUUUAUGCGCAGCUACCCACUUGCAGAAACACAUUCGAAGCGCCAUGUAUAGUUAGCCUAGGCCGUUCCGUGCUCUCUCAUCUAGAUCGCGACGCGUCGCCCGCGACGCGCUUUCAACAUUCACCUCUACACAUCAACCAUGGCUGCACGCACCAAGACCCCUGCCGUUGGCUCUUCCGGAUGGAUCCUUGAAGAGCGCCAUCAAUCAAACGAUCUCGUCUCCCAGGAGCUGGAAGAUUUCGGCUUCUCUGUGCGCAAUGAGCUGGAAUGGCUCAACGAGCACAUGUCCGACAUAUUCGCCAACGAUGGACAACAUAAUCUCGAGGUGUUUAAAACGCCCGGCAAGCUGCGCGGGAAGACGCCUCACACCGCGCGCAAGAAGAAUCCGGCCGAGCCCCGUCAGCCUCUCGCCAACAUAUUGUCCGCCAAUGGACAGAAGCGGCCCAGCCCUGCUGAACAGAGCUUGAAGAACAAUCUACAAAAGUCCGCAAAGGCGCGAUUUCACAUUGCAGAAGACACGGAGAACACGGUCCCCGUAGAGUCGCCCGUCGCAAAGACCCCAAUCGCGCGACAGCUGUUUACCAAGUCUGUGGGUACUGGCAAAGAGAAUGUCGAAAGCAGGCUCCAAGCCGACAUGUUCGAUGAGCGCUCAACUCUCCACACCGCCGCGCCAUGGAGCCCAGUCCACUCUACUCAAGACACAGUCAUGAGCUCACAGGACGAUGACGUCUUCUCUCCGCCACAAACCCAAUCUACGCAACCCACACAAGCGACCCAGUCUUUCAGGCGCUCAAUAAGCGAGCAGGAGGAUGAGCGACGCGACACAGGCGACAGCUUCGUCUCAGCAAAAGAAGCAUUUGCAAGCAAAAAUACCUCAAAGGACAAUCUACGCGAGAAGCGCGACGACGCCAUGGAUCUCGAUGACAGGGCAGAUCUGUCGCGAUCUGAUACGCAGGACACUAUGAUCCGCCACGAGCUCAGCUCCGCUGGCGAGGAUGACGAUGAAGAUAUGCAAGAUAUUCCUGACUUUCCCCAGCCACCCCGCGUUAUCUCAGAGCAAUACAGUAUUUCAGCUGAAACCCACGACGCACUCGACACAGCAAAUCACCGAGCUCUUGCACCAGAGCCCAAGAACCUCUUCGCCCCAGAUCACUCCACGACCCCCGCUGGUCCUCCUCCGGCUUCUUUCCAAGACGCUGCGCAUGACGACACUGUUGUCCACCAUGAUAUCGAUGACCAGAUGGAUAUCGACGAUGAUGUACGCUCGCCCUCAGAUGGGUCAAGCCCUGUAAAGCCGCUAGUUAGGAAAAGCAGCCUUACGUUUGCUUCCCUCCCUGCGCGUGAACCGUUACUCGCAAAGAAGAGCAUGGGCAAUCGCGUUUCCAGGACAAGUCACGUCGACCCGAGCAAGGCUCGUAGCAGCCAGAUGGGCAGGUUCACAGGAGGUAAGAGCUUAGGAGGUUCCCAAGUCGUGCAGCCCGUGGAAGCACACCACGAUGAGGAUGUGGACGUCGAUAUGGACCGUCCAGAACUCCAAAGAGAGGAAUCAGAAACGACCAAGAUCCACAAUAAGACCUCUACUCAGCGCCUCUUCGAACGCAUAAAUAUGCUCAAGCAGCAAAAUGAAGCACCCAAGCGUGUCAGCCAGAAUGUUCUAUCAUCACAACCUGCUCAACCUCAGAGCUUCUCUUCCACACAGCCCAAGGACGAUGUCCCGCACAUUCAGUCAUCACAACCAUCGUAUCCGAACCUACCUUCGUCUGAAGCCACGGGAGACGAUGAUGACGACGAUUGGAUCUCUCCGGUCCGAACUGCAGCAGUUGCUCCCAAGAUUUCUAGACCUGCUUUCAGUAAAAGCCAUUCUGCAACGACGCAAUCGUCACCACCUAAAGCUAUGCCUUCAAAGCUGACUUCAGUAUCAAAUCCCGAUCUAUCAAUAGUGGUAGAGUCUACCACUCCGGUCGGUUCUCCAACUAGUAAGAAAUACAUGGAUGGCCCCCUCAGCGCAUCCAAAUCUAAACUAUACUCCGCAUUCCGCGCAGCAAAAGAAAAGCUCAUUGGAUCAAGUGCCACUAGUGCUCAAGCCAAGCUUGACGCGCUUCACCAAAGUCCAGCAAGACAGCACGCACAGGAUUCGUCAGACGACAUCUUCAGCAGCCCAAAGCGGACAGAGAAGCCAGGCUCUAUCUUUUCUCAUUUACGCUCGCCAUCCAAAGAAUCAAAGAAGUCUGCAAAGGGUGCCACAAUGCCUAGCAGUCCUACAAAGGAAAGCCGACGAACCCGUAGCUCGACUGAGCGCGAGAAACAUAAAGAGAAGGAAACCCGAGAGAGAGAGACGAAAGACGCCAAGCAGCAGCGCGCUGAAGCCAAACUCAGGGAAAUGCGCGAAAAAGAGCAGUUAAAGGCUGCUGCGCACCACCACAAGAGCAAGCAUGCCGGAGCAAAGACGCCAUCCGCAACGUCAUCUCAAUCAAGCCUUAGGCAACCUAACGUUGCCACGGCGGCCACCAAAACACCAGUUCAAGCAGCGCCACAGCAGCAGCCACUUUCUCGACCGGCUAUCACCCGAGUCAAUACGGCUUCUUCAAGAGAAGAUAUCGAUUCUGCCGAUGAGAUGCCGCCCCCGCCCCCGCCGAAGAGCCAACUACCUACGACGAAGACUACUAAAGCGGCUCUUCGAGAGCCCAGGAAGCUCGCCAAACCAUCGAGCAAAGAUGCGCUGCCCAAGGCAAAGGCGCCCCAGAAGAUCAUGGUCAAUCUCAAUAGCACUAGAUAUGGUCAAGCACCCCCUACGGCUUCUCGCCCUACCCCAGCUACAACAAGCAAGCCUCUUCCUAUUGCUCCUCAAGGAUUCUCCAAAUCCACUGCUUCGGCACCAAAGGCAGCCCCUGCAAGACCAGCCUCGGCCUUAUCCACCAAAUCAGGACCAGCACCUAGGGCAGCCCCGCCUACUACCAAACCCGCCGCUCCUCGAGUUGCCCGCCCGCAACCACAAGCUAUCGAAAAGCCGAAAGCUCCAGCACCGCAACCUCGAGCUGACCUCGGCGCCGCUCGACCUGUGUCACGUAUGCAAACGGUCCAAGAUGCCAACCGCAUCAACGUUCCCCCGGUCAACCCGGCUAAGCCUCCUAAGCGGCCGUUCCAGGGCGAGAAUGACGAGACGCUCCAUCGCCCCGCUAAGCGCCCUUCACAGCAAGCGAAGAUGAACCCAAUGACUCCUGCUCACGCGCAGUUCGCAAAGGGCAAAAUUCCCUUCGCAGAGCCUGCCCAUGCACCGCAGCCUCAGAUCCAAUACCCGAACGGCGACGACAUCAAGCUCCCGGAGAUCAUGACUGACUCCGAAGACGAAGACUCCGAAAACGAGUUCGAACAACCUAGCUGGGUCAACACACCCAACCUCCGCGAGAUGCUCUCUAACCAACAACUCAUGGACCCGGAAACGAUCUUCGGUCCCAUUGCGCCUCUUGAGAUGGAGAAGGUAUUCCCGAACAAGGAGCGACACAAACGUUUCCGUGAGCGCACUAGCAGCGCUUAUUGGGCCAAUGAUCAAGUUACGGAGGAGGAGAGGCGGAAGGAGCGUGAGGCGAGGGAGAGGCUCGUUAAGGAGGGUGCUUGGACGUAUAAUCCAUCUCCACGUCCCACCGCCGGCCCAUCCCGUUGAGGAGGUCAAUCGUAUAUUGGUUCCACGGUACAUGACUGAUGUUGAUGGCAUGUGUAACACGAUCCUGAUGACCAGUGGCUUUAAUCGUUCUGAUGGCCUUUGAGGCUACAUUGCGUUUGUUUUUAACGGCGUUUUUGGGGUAGCAUCGACCAAAAUGGUCGCUAUGAUGGCGCUUGAGCGGUACUUGAGUUUGUUUCCUCUUCCUUGCAUAGGUAUUGUCAAUAAAGACGAUGAAUGUUCAUGAUAGGAUCCUUGUUUGUGAUGAUAGACAUUCUAAAAUGUGUACCAAGUCCUUCCAUCGGCCCGAGCCGACCGUCUCAAGAAGCGGU